CAUACGGAAUUUUUUCUUAAAAUGUGUUUUGUACAAAAUCUCUAACUUUAGAACCUCUUUAGUGGCCCAAAAUGACUUAAAGUAGUACUUAGGACCCCUCCUCACAUCAUGAGAUACCAAUUUAACGUGACUAAACCAAAAUGCAUCCUUGUUGCUGCUAUUUUACUUAUCAUAGCAAUAAGUGUUUUUUACAACUACAUCCUUUCCGCGAAACUGGAGGAAACAAGGAAGAGUUCAGGCACAAAAGCUGGAGAUGGCAGCGAGAGAGCGAGUCUGGGUGCAGCGGAGGAGAAGCGGCAAGAGGAUACUUAUGAUUUCAACGAAAACCUUAUUGUGAUUUACAACCGCGUCCCAAAGACUGGAUCAACAUCCUUCGUCAAUCUGGCGUACGAUCUGUGCAAGAAGAACCACUUUCACGUGCUCCACAUCAACAUUACUGGGAAUAUGCACGUGUUGUCGCUGCCAAAUCAAAUUGACUUUGUCCGGAACAUUACAGCGUGGAAGCAAAUGAAGCCAGCGCUGUAUCACGGUCACAUGGCGUUCCUGGAUUUUUCCAAAUUCGGAAUGCCCGCAAAGCCGCUGUACAUCAACUUGAUCCGGAAGCCUCUGGACAGGCUGGUCUCCUACUACUACUUCCUCCGCUACGGCGACAACUACAGACCGAAUCUGGUGCGUCGAAAAGCGGGCGACAAGAUGACAUUCGACGAGUGCGUGGAGCUGAAGCAGGCGGACUGUGAUCCCAAGCUCAUGUGGCUGCAGAUUCCCUUCUUCUGCGGCCACGCCGCCGAGUGCUGGGAGCCCGGCAAUCCAUGGGCCCUCUCCCAGGCCAAGCGCAAUCUGGUGCACGAGUACGCCCUUGUGGGACUGACUGAGCAAAUGGAGGACUUCAUCUCUCUCCUCGAGGCUUCGCUGCCGCGACUCUUUCGCGGCUCACUUGAUCACUUCAUGAACUCCAACAGAAGCCAUUUGAGGCAGACAACGUCCAAAAUUGCACCCAAUCACGAAACAGUGGACAAAAUUCAGGACAGCGAAGUGUGGAAGAUGGAGAAUGAAUUGUACGAAUUUGCGGCGCAGCAGUUUCACUUCCUGCAGAAGAAAAUGACAGUGCCCGGAAAGAAUAUUCUGCAGAGCUACAUGUAUGAGAAGAUAAGACCCAAGUAA
Phlebotomus argentipes is the source of this 1161-nucleotide messenger RNA. It is a transcript of the gene Hs2st, whose product is annotated as heparin sulfate O-sulfotransferase. NCBI's taxonomy places the organism in Eukaryota, Metazoa, Arthropoda, Insecta, Diptera, Psychodidae. Gene Ontology annotation, molecular function: heparan sulfate 2-sulfotransferase activity. The transcript is spliced from 3 exons. The record is from RefSeq and is a predicted model, not a curated record. The coding region runs from base 109 to 1161 and encodes 350 amino acids. Gene Ontology annotation, cellular component: membrane.